Gossypium raimondii (Peruvian cotton) is the source of this 842-nucleotide messenger RNA. RefSeq names its product high mobility group B protein 3. The transcript has 8 exons. NCBI's taxonomy places the organism in Eukaryota, Viridiplantae, Streptophyta, Magnoliopsida, Malvales, Malvaceae. The record is from RefSeq and is a predicted model, not a curated record. The coding region runs from base 170 to 613 and encodes 147 amino acids.
AAUUUCAAUUUGCCCAAAACUUAAUAUCUCCGCUUUCGAGUUUCGGCCUCUCAACUCUAGCCUCCUCUAUUCUCAACACAUCUCUAUUUCUAUCGCACUUUUAUUCCCCUAUUCCUCUCUCCCUCUCUCAUCCGUAGCUCUAACCCUAGCCCUCUAUCAGGAUUCAAACAUGAAAGGAGGUAAAUCCAAGUCGGAUGCCAAGAGCGCCAAGCUCUCCGUGAAUAAGAAAUCAACCACGAAAGCUGGAAAGAAAUCGGGGAAGGCAGCUAAGGAUCCAAACAAGCCAAAGAGGCCUGCUAGCGCCUUCUUCGUUUUCAUGGAGGAGUUCCGCGAGCAAUACAAGAAGGAGCACCCUAAAAACAAGUCCGUUGCUGCUGUUGGCAAAGCUGGUGGAGAUAAAUGGAAGAGCCUUUCUGAAGCUGAAAAGCGACCUUAUGUUGAUAAGGCCGAGAAACGAAAGGUCGAGUAUGAAAAGAACAUGAAAGCCUACAAUAAGAGACAGGCUGAGGGUCCCCAAGAAGAUGAGGAGGAAUCUGAGAAGUCUGUAUCUGAGGUGAAUGAUGAAGAAGAAGAUGAUGAUGAAGGCAGUGGAGACGAAGAAGAUGAUGAGUAGGAAAAAUCCAGGGAGGAUAGCAUAAUCAAACUAGGCUGUGAUAGUGUUUGAUCAUCUUAUGUUAAUGCUUUUUAAAUGCAAAUUUCAUUUAAGCAAAAAUGUAACUCUGGAUGCUGUUGGUUUCUUUUGACGUUUCGAAAUUAAUAGUUUUAGAUGGGUAAUUUGUUGCUACAUGUACUUUGCAUUUGAAGUUGAAUGGCGUAAGAUAGGUAAAUCCUUUUCUAGAAAA